Molecule: messenger RNA, 2715 nt
Organism: Striga hermonthica
Lineage: Eukaryota; Viridiplantae; Streptophyta; Magnoliopsida; Lamiales; Orobanchaceae
Source: the annotation of a GenBank genome assembly
AUGGCGGCCCUUAUCCACCACAACUGCCUCCACCCCGCUGCCGGCUCCGCCGCUCUUACCCUCUCCGCCAACUCCACAGUCCCUCACUCGAAACCCUUUGCUCAUUCGCAAGUCACCUCCUCUCUCUUCCCCUCCAAAACCUCCCUUUCUCUCUCUUCCUCCAAAACCCAGCUCUUCCCUUCAUUUCCCGCCACCAAAAUCCCAUCUUUUCAGCACAAUUUCACCGCAGACCAUCCCAUAAACCCUAAACGCCUUUCCAAUCAUGAGCUCUCGCGCCUGCUCAAGCUAUCCAUCGAGUACAGGGACGCACAGCUCGGUAAAGCGGUACACGCUUCAAUUCUCAAGGUACUACAGGACUUACGCUUGUUCAACUCCCUCAUCUCGUCUUAUAUCGAGCUGGGCAACUUGAAUUACGCCGAGAGAGUGUUUAAUUGUUUGUUAGCCCCUGAUAUUGUGUCUUUUACUGCUAUGAUUUCUUGUUUGGCGAAAUCGAGCCGAGAGGGUGAAGCCGUGGGCCUCUUCUUCGAGAUGAGGGGCUCAGGGAUCGAGCCCAAUGCCUACGCUUUUGUGGCCCUGUUGACUGCCUGUAUGCGCUUGCUUGAUCUUGAGUUGGGCUCCCAAGUCCACGCUUUGUCUAUCCAAACCGGCCACUUGAACUGCAGUUAUGUGGCGAAUUCCCUGAUGGCUUUGUAUGGUAAAUGUGGUUGUUUUGAUCGUGUAGUCAAACUGUUUGUUAAUAUGCCCCAAAGGGACAGUGUCUCUUGGAAUACCGUGAUUUCGUGUCUGGUUAAGGAUGGUAUGUAUGAUAGGGCAUUCCAAAUGUUUCAGAGUAUGAUAAUGGAAGGAUUCAAGGCGGAUUAUUUUACGCUUUCGAGUGUCUUGGUUGCUUGCACAAUGCGAUUUGCAAAACUUGAAGGCACGGCAGUUCAUGCUUACGCCCAUAAAAUCGGGUACGAGAACAAUUUGAGUGUGAGAAAUGCACUUUUCGAGUUUUAUGCAAAGUGCGGAUGUGCAGAAGAUGUCGGGACUCUAUUUGACCGCAUGCCCGUUCGGGAUAUUUCCACUUGGACCCAAAUGAUUAAUGCGCACAUGGGAUUCGGGCUGGUCGAUUUGGCUCUGGAGGUAUUUACUAAAAUGCCCAAGAGGAAUUACAUCACCUACAAUGCCGUACUUUCUGGAUUUUGCCAAAAUGGCCAUGGAUCGAGCGCAUUGAGAUUUUUCCAAGAAAUGGUGGGGUCAGGCAUGGAGAUAGAUGACUUCACUUUGACGGGAGGUUUGAACGCUUGUGCGCUGAUAAGGGAUUUGAAAUCGAGCGAACAAGUUCAAGCUUUUGUUCACAAGAUUGAUUUCGGCACGAACGAGUACAUCCAAGCGGCAUUGCUCGACAUGUGCACCAAGUGUGGGAGAAUGAGUGAUGCUGAGAAGAUGUUUGAUCGGUUGCCAUUAGAACAGAGAAGAAGAAGCUCGAUUAUGCUGACGACUAUGAUUAGUGGGUAUGCUCGGAACUCGAAUCCUGAAAAGGCGCUUUCUUUAAUCAACAAGUGGCUGUAUGAAGAAGAAGCCAGUGUUCUUCUGGUCCUUCUCGAUGAAGUUGCACUAACUUCAGUCUUCAGCGUGUGUGGAGAUUUAGGGUUUAUGAAACUCGGUGAACAGUUUCAUGCCGGGGCUUUGAAAUACGGGCUCUCGUCUGAAAUUGGUUUUGGAAAUUCAAUCAUUAGCAUGUACUCCAAGUGUGGUGACAUGGAAAAAGCAAUUAAGGCGUUCGAUAAAAUGUCCAAACUCGAUAUUGUGUCUUGGAACAGUGUUUUGAAUGGAUAUAUCGUUAAUCGACAGGGAGAAAAGGCUUUACACAUUUGGGAAAAGAUGCAGAGAAUGAAAAUACAGCCGGACAAAGUCACGUGUGUCUUGAUCAUUUCAGCUUACCAGCACACGAGCUCGAGUUUAGUUGACCAGUGCCGGGACUUCUUUUUCUCGAUCAAAUCCAUUUAUCAAAUCAAACCCAAUUCGGACCAUUACGCCUGUUUCGUCGGUGUUUUAGGCCACUGGGGGUUUUUAGAAGAAGCUGAGGAGGUAAUCGAGAAAAUGCCGUUCGAACCCGAGGCUUCUGUCUGGAGGGCCCUGCUCGAUAGCUGUAGAGUACACGAAAACGUCACAAUAGGGAAAAGGGCCGCCAAGAAUAUUUUAGAAAUGGAGCCACAAGACACUACGACCUAUGUGCUAAAAUCUAAUCUCUAUUCAGCUUCCGGAAGGUGGCACUGUUCUGAACUCGUACGUGAAAAGAUGAAAGAGAGAAGGUUCCGGAAGUUUCCAGCCCGAAGCUGGGUCGUGCAUGAUAACAAAGUUCACUCGUUUUUCGCCCGGGACAAUUCUCACGUGCAGUCAAAGGACAUUUACAGCGCGCUGGAUAUUCUAUUUUCGGAAUGCUCGAAAGCAGGAUAUUUGCCCGACACGAGAUUUGUGCUGCACGAUGUGGAGGAGCAUCAGAAGGUGAAUUUCUUGCUGUACCACAGUGGGAAAUUGGCGGCUGCAUAUGGAGUUUUGAUGGCUCGGCCCGGAAAGCCCGCGAAGGUUUUCAAGAAUGUUCAUCUCUGUGGGGAUUGCCACACGUUCUUAAAAUACGUGUCAAUCGUUACGAAGAGGGAGAUACACUUUAGGGAUGGUUCUGGUUUUCACAGGUUUGCUAAUGGUGAGUGCUCUUGCAGAGAUUGCUGGUGA